Messenger RNA from Funneliformis geosporum, 604 nucleotides. Lineage: Eukaryota; Fungi; Glomeromycota; Glomeromycetes; Glomerales; Glomeraceae. The record is from the annotation of a GenBank genome assembly.
AUGUUACAAAGUUCUCUUAUAUGGAACAAAAAACUUGCUUUAUUGUUUAUGGUCAUUCUUACGGUAUUCGUUACUGUAAGUUUGGCCGUCGCAGAUAAACGUAAUUUAUCCGUUGAUAGGUCUCGUUUCCAUGAACGACAGGAACCAAAAGAAGCUCCGAAAGAGGCACCAGAACCUCCUAAAGAGGCACCUGAACCUCCUAAGGAUCCAGAACCUCAAAAACAACCAGAGCCAGCCAAAGAACCCGAGAAUCCAGCCAAAACGCCAGAUGAUGGUGCAAAAGAACCAAAUGAUCCUGCAAAAGAUCCGGGAAAAAAUCCAGAUGAUCCAAAUGGUGGAGAUGCAAAAGAACCAAAGGAUCCCAAUGGUGGAGGUGCGAAAGAACCAGAUGAUCCUGCAAAAGAUCCGGGAAAAAAUCCAGAUGAUCAAGGAUGUGUGGAUCCAACAAAAUGCCCAACACCACCACAAUGUGAUGCAGCAAAAGAUCCAACUUGCGUAAAGACGCCACCAACGGAAUGUCCUGAUAAUGAUCCAAAUUGUGCAAAGACGCCAACGGAAUGUCCUGCCAAUGAUCCAAAUUGUGCAAAGACGCCACCAACGGAAU